UAGUAUAAUAAAAUUAAUUAAAGUAAGGUAGAAAAUGUCGCGACGUUUACUGGGUCUAACAAAAAAUGUCUCCUUGUCGCAUCCAAUCAACGCUCAUAAAUUAUUGCUGAUACUAGAAAAGAAAAAAUUUAAAGGUUUUGAUAUUGAUACAUUUAAUACUAUUCUAUAGAUAAAAUUAGGGACAAUAAUCAUAGACAAGAUGUAUGCAUUGUCAAAGAGAAGUUUGACAAACACAGUUGUGAAAUUUCAACCAAUUGUUUCUAAACAAUUAGGGUUAAUUUCAUAUAAUAGUCAAAGAUAUAUUUCUAGUAAAGAUCUUACACCAAAACCAUUAGAAACUGAUUUCCCAUUAAUGAGUCAAAAGACUGCUUCAAGUCCAAUUGAUUAUGCAUUAACAUCAUUAGAUUCCAUUGCUAAUUGGGCUAGAAAAUCAUCUUUUUGGCCAGUUACUUUUGGUUUAGCAUGUUGUGCUGUAGAAAUGAUGCAUGUAUCAACUCCAAGAUAUGAUCAAGAUAGAUUAGGGAUUAUUUUUAGAGCUUCACCUCGUCAAUCAGAUAUUAUGAUUGUUGCUGGUACUGUUACUAAUAAGAUGGCUCCAGCUUUAAGACAAGUUUAUGAUCAAAUGCCAGAUCCAAGAUGGGUUAUUAGUAUGGGUUCAUGUGCCAAUGGUGGUGGUUACUAUCAUUAUUCUUAUAGUGUAGUUAGAGGUUGUGACAGAAUUGUUCCAGUUGAUGUUUAUGUUCCAGGUUGUCCACCAACCGCUGAAGCAUUAAUGUAUGGUGUUUUCCAAUUACAAAAGAAAAUGAUGAAGACUAGAAUUACCAGAUUAUGGUACAGAAGUUAAGUUGAACUUGACUUUAACCUUAUAGACCACAUGAAAAAAAAGAACAUACGUCCCAUGACUAAGUGACGACCACUCAAAAAAAUAUGCAUUUCAAUCAUAUUUGCUAAUUGCUAGCAAAAGUGAAUGAUCCUAACACUACCGUUUACCCAAAGAAUAGGAGAGUAAAUCUCUUCAUUAUUUGUACAAUAUCGAAUAAAGUACCUAAAUUACGGUAUAUUACAGUAUAAUAUUAUCGCCAUCGGUUACGAUUAUCUCAUUACAUUUUCCUUCUAUUUCCUUCUUUUCUUUCUUUUAUUUAAAUUAUUUAAAUUAUUCAUAAUAAAUACAUAUCAUUGAUAUUUUAUUUA
Scheffersomyces amazonensis is the source of this 1191-nucleotide messenger RNA. RefSeq names its product Fesur1p (gene FESUR1). The transcript has a single exon. NCBI's taxonomy places the organism in Eukaryota, Fungi, Ascomycota, Pichiomycetes, Serinales, Debaryomycetaceae. Gene Ontology annotation, biological process: electron transport coupled proton transport; aerobic respiration; mitochondrial respiratory chain complex I assembly. Gene Ontology annotation, molecular function: quinone binding; 4 iron, 4 sulfur cluster binding; NADH dehydrogenase (ubiquinone) activity. The coding region runs from base 200 to 844 and encodes 214 amino acids. The record is from RefSeq and is a predicted model, not a curated record.